Molecule: messenger RNA, 1160 nt
Organism: Hordeum vulgare subsp. vulgare (domesticated barley)
Lineage: Eukaryota; Viridiplantae; Streptophyta; Magnoliopsida; Poales; Poaceae
Exons: 2
Coding region: 48-746 (232 amino acids)
Source: RefSeq, a predicted model, not a curated record
UUUGGCCCUCCACCGCCAGUCUGCCACUCACAGAAGCACUUAGCACGAUGAAGAUUGCCAUUGCAGCAGCAGCAGCCGCUCCCCUCCUCCUGCUCCUGGCCCUGGCCGGCACGGCCCGCGCCGUGACUUUCGACGCGACGAACACGGUUCCGGACUCGGCCGGCGGCCAGAGAUUCAACCAGGACGUUGGCGUCGACUACGCCAAGCAGGUGCUCUCCGAUGCCUCGUCCUUCAUCUGGACCACCUUCAACCAGCCCAACCCGGGAGACCGUAGGGACUACGACUCGGUCACCCUCGCUGUCGUCGACAACAUCGAGCCUGUGGCCCAGACCGUCGGCAACGCUAUCCAACUCCGAGCCCAAUACGUCGCCGGCUUCGACGGCGACGUCAAGCAAGAGGUGAAAGGCGUACUGUACCACGAGGCGACGCACGUGUGGCAGUGGAUAGACCACUACGGCGAAAAACCGGGGCUCUUCGAGGGGAUCGCCGACUACGUGCGGCUCAAGGCCGACCUCGCGCCGGGGCACUGGGUGAAGGACGGGGGCGGCGACCGGUGGGAUCAGGGGUACGACGUGACGGCCAGGUUCCUGGACUACUGCGACUCGCUCAAGCCAGGGUUCGUGGCGGAGAUGAACGGCAAGCUCAAGGAUGGCUACAGCGACGACUACUUCGUGCAGAUCCUGGGGAAGAGCGUGGACGAGCUGUGGAGCGACUACAAGGCCAAGUACCCCCAGCCCCAGAGCUGAUGGUCGACGUACGAUGCAUGCAGUUUAUUGUUGUAUGUGUACCGGUAUACAUCGACGUUCGAACUGAUCCAGUAUACUUGUGUUAGAACACAGUUGCUGUAUUGACUGGAGCGGAAUAAAUUGACGUUGGCACGGUGUGUGUUAACGAACUGAGGAGACAAAUGGUGUCACGAGGGAGAGAAGAGUUCUUGUCUUAGAUACUACUCCAUUGCCGUGCAUCGAGAGUGUUAGACGUAUUAGCAUUGAACUCUUAUUGUAAUCUUAACCUCCUUUCGUUUCCUAGCAGGACUCCUUGUAAUGAUCUGAUCAGGAGAUCGAUCUAUGUUUUUGUGUAAGCUAUGACGAGGGCUUCUCGUCCUAAUAUAAAUGAACAUCACGUGGCUUCCUUUAGAAAUAGGAACGCUACCAACCUAA